This is a messenger RNA of Anneissia japonica, 4926 nucleotides long. RefSeq lists its product as uncharacterized. The record is from RefSeq and is a predicted model, not a curated record. The transcript is spliced from 2 exons. Bases 166 to 2061 code for a protein of 631 amino acids. NCBI's taxonomy places the organism in Eukaryota, Metazoa, Echinodermata, Crinoidea, Comatulida, Comatulidae.
UUUUUUUACAGUGUCCAAGACAUUACUGUAUAUAGCCUCGGCCGUUGUUAUCAUUUUUUGUUCGUCAUCACCUGAGUUUUUAGAGCGUCAGAAAACAGAAUCCAUCCUGUGGGUAGCCACUCACUAUAGAAUAUGUUAAAGCGAUAAGGAGUUAAUUAUUUUAUCAUGGCAAGAUUUAUGUUGAACGUGAUAUUGAUCCUGAAACUCCACGUCUACUUAGUGUCAUCCCGUGGCAUCAUGGACAGGACUAUGCCAACUAACGUUAGCUGCCAGUUGGACAUUGAAGGAGCUAAAGCAAUGGAAGUCAUCCAAAGAGAGGGAAGUGUCUACAUCAACAUGAACUUGAAGUUUGUAAACUCAUCCGGCGUCGAAAUUGACCAAAUCCUCGAUGACACUGACACGAUCGUCAACAUUAAACGCUGGGUAUUAGCCAUUGGACCCAGGGGUGUUCAACUAUUAAAAUAUCCAAAUAACGCCGUGCCCCUCUCCCUGGGUACUCUUAAGCCGGGUGUGGUGAGUGUGUCACUAAACGUUUCCUCAUUAGUGGACUGUUUCUUGAAUGCUAAUGAUAGUGAAAAGCUUGAUAUAAUUGCAUCAUCACUCGCAAAUUUCCAAUCACCAGAGGGUUUAAAACUGGACCAGGCUAUUUGCUUAGAACAGCUUUUAACUCAAAAUUUUAUACCUUCCGCUAGUGAAUAUUUUUUUUAUUGUUGGCGACUUGUAAUUGAGAAUGAAUAUUACACAAAUAAAACUCGUAUCGUGGUUGUUACUGUUUUAAGCAUGUGUGUAUUACACUAUCUCAGUUUCUUCAUUCUGUUGUUUUUGUGCCGAAAUUUACCGUUAAACUAUGAAGGAACAGAGUAUAUAAGCAUAAGUACAGAUCUCAAUAUUGGUUUUAAAUACGUUUUAUUUUUUGCAGGUAAUGAACGUUACUGCUGUUUAUUCUAUGUUCGUUGUCUUGUCUUCGUAGGCCUAUGGCAGUAUUUGCCGUUGAUUACGAACUAUGUUUUAGUCGAAGAGGAAUACAGAUCCUCCAAUUAUUUAAUUAUAACACACAUCAUUAAUUCGCUCACUAUAGGUUUUACAAUAUUGGUUUUAUGCCUGUAUAGACACUUCAUCACACAAACUGAUUGUGAUAUAUACGAAUACUUUUCAAAUCAACUAGUUAGACGUCGUUAUCUACCUGCAAACGUAAUUGAUGAUUCCAUGCAUGGGUUUCAAAAUGUUGAAAAUACCAUAAAACAAACAUUGUUAACUUUAGUAACCUACAGAUAUUGGAAAGGUGUUUGGGAACAAAGCAGUUGUGCUUCGUUCGGUCUAAAAGUUAUAUAUAUUAUAUUAUUUACUACUCCGUUGAAUUUGAUAUGUCUAUUUUGUAUGUGUUGGAUGCUGCGGAGUCGGAAAUUACGGUUAGCAGCAAUGAUAUACUUCCCAUUGUAUUACGGGUGGCUCAUUACAUUUUCCUUGUAUCAGCUGGUGAUGAACCUCUUGGAAAUUCUAUAUUACUUCUUCGUAGGUCUGUUGACAAACUCUUCUUAUAUUUUUAAUGUUGUUUUGGUUUCUUUUCUUGUCAUUGGUUAUUUUCUUACCACUGUAACUAACUUUCAUGCCGGUUACGUCAAAUUUCUGAGACAGGUUAUAACUUUACUGGAUGAAGUUGUUGAAAGCAGUUCAAACCCAGACCAAGCAAACGUCGGUAUAAAUGGUGGCCAACCUUCUAACCUUUAUAUAAAGGAUAAUGACUGGUGUGAUGGUCUGACGUACAUUAAAAAGGACUUUUUUGAUGAGAUUAUUAUUAAGUACAGGCCAUUAGGUCCUAAUGUUAUGAUUAUGCUUGUUAAGUUAGCCAUAAUUGGUUUGAUUACAUACAUUGCGGUUGAUACAUUGCAAUCUAUCGACCAAGUACACUUGAGUAUGGAAGCUAGGUCAAUUUCUGUAAUUUUUAUUCCUUUCGUUAUCUCGAUUUUCUAUGCACUUAUUAAGAAUGCAGCGCAAGAAAAAAACGAAACCAAACUGUUAAAAGCUCGCGUGAAACAUUACAUUAAACAAAGGCUGAGAUAAGUGACAUGGAUUACAACAGAAUAUUCUUUGUUCAUAAUUUUCAAGAUUGCAUCGCUGUAACCAUAGAGAAAAUUUGUUCUAUUUUCUCUAUGCUGUAAUAUAGGCAUGUAUACAAAAAGCAGAUUAUUUAACAAUUAUUUGUUUAAUUGAUUCACCUGUUUACUUGUUUGUCAUAAUUCUUAUUUCAUGGUAUAGGCCUAUUUGGCCUUAACUUGCUUUGUCUUUAGUAGUUAGAAGUGUUUUUUGUUAUUGAAGAAUAUGCCGUCUUCGUGGUUUCUGAAGAGGAAAUGUAUGAAAUUAAAAAAAAUAAAAAAAUAGGGGAACAAAAAGGUUACGGGAAUGAUUAGGUGGAUCAUUUUUGCCUGACUCUGUGUGUUUUGUGUGUUUGUUUUGUGUGUGUGUGUUUUUUUUGUUUGUUAUUUUUUUCCACGACCAAAAUGAAAAACAUUUUUUUUAAAUGAUUGUGUCAUCCUGGUUAAAGAUAUUAAUAAAUAAAUAAAUGAAAAUGAUAAUUGAGGAUGAUAAUACAUUUACUUAUCAACACCAUACGAAUAUGGCUACAAUUAAUUAGGCAAUUUUAUAAGUCGGUGGUGACCUCAUUACUUUUAUUUGCACUGAAUUGUCCGAUUUGUUUGUGUGUGCGUGUGCAAAAGGUUUAAAGAUGGGGUGAUUCUACUACAGUUACAUCACGAUGGGAUAUUUCGUUGCUAGACGCACACAGCGAACCUAUUAAACCUUGUUAUGAGGUAACAAGGUGAUUAACUUAUAAAAGAAUUGAAAAAAUAGAGUAGCGCUAAAAAUUGGACCAUAUUGACUAAGCGGAGAAACUACAGGAAGCAAACGAACCAGAGCAAACCAGAGCGGCGCCUUUAUUUUUAUUAUUAUCAAAGAAUAUUUACAUUAUAUGCGUUGCCGCGCGGACGGGGUAAAAUUGCUCUCCGUGUACCCACAAUGCAUGUCAACCUGAUGUUCCUCUAUAUUGGAAAGCCGCUGCUCUAUCUUCUGUUAUUUAUUAUUUUUGCUACAACCAGCAGUUUGAUUAUAAGGCCAUAGAAAAGGUGAUGGACGUCACAACUGACUUAUAAAGCAAUUAUAUUCAAGUAAUUUCGUACACUUAGGAGACAUUAUUUCUUUCAAAAAUGCCUUCAGCCCUGUGGGCUUCACGUAAUUUUUUUUAAAAGGAAAUAGUGUCUCCUUCGGCUUCUAUUUCCAUAAUGUACUCAAAACCUGACUAUAAUUGCUUAAUAUUUCUUAAUACUUUUUGUUGAAAAUGUCCAGUAAUAAUAUAUUUAGUAAUAAUAUAUUGUUCUUCAAAUAGACUUAUCAUCAAGAUAAUGAUACGUGAUGAAAAUAAUAAUUAAGGAGAAAACAUCUAAUUAUCAAGCAAUAUAAAAAUGUAAACCAGGCCUAUUAAUAAUUUAGAGUGUAAAUUUUAAUUCUUUAAAAUGACGAACAUGUUCAGUGGUAUUCUAUUCUUCUCUAACAGGACAUAGCAUUUAAAAGAUAAAGCAUGUUACUGUAGGCCCUAUACGAUGUUAGAAAUAUAGGCCUAUGUGUAUUUUUUCGUCAGCAUUUGAAACUCGGUGAACUUUAAGGCAGUAAGUUGUUGAGUAAUACGUUGCAUUUCAUUUGAUGUAGUGUACAAUUAUUAUUUAGCUUAUUUAUAUUAAGUUUUUAAGGGUUAUGCUGUCUCGUUAAGACAAAAUACUUGGUCUAUGACAUGAUAUAUGAUUAUAAUGUCUCGUGUUAUGAUGAUUUCUUUUAAUUUAAUAUUUUCAGUAAAUAAAGUGUUUGCUUUUAAUUUGUAAUUUUCAAAAAUGCUUAAUAUUGAACAAAAUCUUUUACAUUAUUGGAAGAUCAUUGGUCAUUUAAUAUCAUAAUAGGCCUAAUAUAAAAAUUUACACCUAUUGUAUUAUUAAGAAAUUGUAGUUUCUAAGAUUUUUUAACUGAGGAAUAUGUUCAGUGGUAAUUGAUUAAAUUACCAUAUUAUAAAAACACUUUACCGAAUAUUGAUUAAAUCGAGAAAAAUGUAUAUAAAGUAAAGUAUUUGUUUUCGAAUUUUAAUAAGCUUAUGUGUUUUUCGUCAGUUGAAAUCCGGACAACUUUUAGCCAAUGAAUUGUCGGGUAAUACUUGUUGGUUGGCGACAAACACCAUCGAAAUACCAGUUUGGUUUAAUUCGUCUUGUACAAGUAAUACGUUGUUUAAGUUUAUAAAGAUCAUGCUGUGUUUAGUUUUAAGCACAAUUGUCUCAUGUAUUAUGGCUGCUUUCAAUUAAUUUUUUUUUCAAUCGAACUAAGUGUUUGCUUUGGAUUUGUAGUUUGCAAAAAUACUUAAGAUUAAAUAAAUGUUAUGCAUUUAUGGAAGAUUUGUUAGCGGCUAUAGGCCUAUAUUAGAACACAAUAGAGUUAUUAUCUAAACAUGGAAGAAUUAGUUUUCCUCCAUGAUCUAAACAACAUUGCCCACAGUCAUACCAGUAGUUGCAAUACAAAUAUUAUCAGAUUUAAACACUUCAUCCACCACGUUUUUACGUAAAAUAUUUUCAAAUUCGGAUAUACCCAUUUCAACUUUUAAUGUCAUCAGUUUUAAAAACUGCAAACACGUACCAUAAUAUCAGUUCAUCACACAAAAUUAUUGACUGAGCAAACUCAGAAAAAAAUGCAACCACCUCCUAGUAAAAUCUGUUUGAAUGUUUUCAAAAAUUAGACACGCCACUGGUUGUAUGUUAAAUUGUUUGCCUGUUUACUUCAUUGUAUAUUUUAGUUGCUUAAACAGUUGCAGUGCUGUGUACCGAUAUAUCAAUGAAAUAAAAUAUGUAUCAAUGAAAUAAAAUAUCACAUUCAGUGCUUAGUCUCAGAUUCUUUUUG